GAAAAAUCGGUUCAUUAUAAAUCUUUGUAUAAAUAGAGAUAAAUACUCUACAGCCAUUUCUUCCAAAUUUAUCGGUAAACAUUACUUUUUCGAGUUAACUUUUUCUAAAUUUAUAAUUUUGAUAUUCGAUAAAUCUGCUCAACUGCGUAUUUUAUUUGUAAAAUGGUAGUAUUUACUUGUGGGCACUGUGGAGAAUCGGUGCAGAAACCAAAAGUAGAAAAGCAUUACUUAACGAAAUGUAGAAAUCGCAAUCCAAACUUAUCUUGCAUGGACUGUUUUAAAGACUUCCUGGGCCAAGAUUAUGAAGGUCACAUCAAAUGUAUAACUGAAGAGGAAAGAUAUUCAGGCAAGGGAUUUAUGGCCAAAGAAAAGAAAGGAGAAAAAAAGCAAAAUGCUUGGGUAGAGAUGCUGCAAUCUGUAUUGGAUGAACAGAAGAAUGCUCCUUGCAACGUGUUAAGGAUUGUAGAAACUAUAAGUAAGCACAAUAAUACACCAAGAAAGAAGCCAAAAUUUGUCAAUUUUGUAAAAAAUGUUUGUGGACAUAAAACAAAUCCCAAAGAUAUUGAUCAAGCUUGGGAAUUGAUUUCUGUAAAGUUGUCUGCUUUGUCUACUAAUGGGACUCAAAACAAAAACCAAACUAAGACUAAUGACUCCAUUGAAAAUGGCCAAGAAACUAAUGGUGACAUAGCCAAGAAAACAACCAAUGGAAUUGCUAAUGGUGUUGAAAAGAUUGAUGAAUCAGAAAAUGGAAAGGAUGAAAGAGAAUCUAGUGACAUAGAUAAUGCAUUAGCACAAAAUGCAGACAAAGAAAACAUAGAAAAUGGGAAAGUAAAUGAUAAAAAAUUGACAAAGAAACAACGUAAAGAAGAGAAGAAACGAUUGAAGUAUGAGGCUGAAUUGCAAAGUGCUGAAGUGCCUUCAGUUGCUGCAGAAGACGAAGAAGAAACUGAGGUAACCAAUAAAAAAGGCAAAAAGAAGAAGAACAGGACAGAGUCCGUUACUAACAAUGAUGAGAAUAUCCAAACUGAUAGCAAGAACAAACAUAAGAAACGAAAGAGACAAGACACUACAGGUAGUGCUGUUGAAGUUGUCAUCAGCAACCCAGAGAAUAUUGAAAAUCCACCUGUUCUAACUGAAAAAGCACAGAAAAAGAAAUUGAAGAUAGAUGGGAAUGUUGCAGAAGACAGUAUCUGUCUUCAUGAUCAAAAUGUUGCUAAAGCUGAAGAUUUAGAAGAAAAUGUUGUUAAAAAUGAUAAAUUCAAUUGGCAUGCUGUAAUAUUAUCUGUAUUAGAGAAGAAAGGUAAUGAACUGCCAUUUAAGCGUUUGCAGAAGAAAGUUCUCUCAGAGUAUACUGAAAUGACUGGAAGAGAAGUUGAUGAUAGAAUUGCUGAUAAAUUUAUUAAAAAAUUGAAGAGUGCUCCUAAAGUUAAAGUUGAUAAAAAUAGAGUGUUUUUAGAGGAGUAAGAACCUCUACAGUAUAAUCUUGUAAUUUUUAUAAUUCUCUAAUAUAAGAGUGUUCUUUGCAACAUUACCUAGACUGUUUAGGUUUUCUUUUAAUGUACCUCUAUUUUAUUGCAUUUUUCUCUGAAAAUUAUGAAGUACUUAUACUACUGUACUGCCUUUUUAUAAUAAUGUGAGAUAAUAAAGUGAUGUACCAACUAUAUUUAUUUUCCUUAAAAAUAUAAUUAC
Diatraea saccharalis (sugarcane borer) is the source of this 1689-nucleotide messenger RNA. The record is from the annotation of a GenBank genome assembly. Lineage: Eukaryota; Metazoa; Arthropoda; Insecta; Lepidoptera; Crambidae.